Molecule: messenger RNA, 371 nt
Organism: Morone saxatilis (striped sea-bass)
Lineage: Eukaryota; Metazoa; Chordata; Actinopteri; Moronidae
Gene: cabcoco1
Product: ciliary associated calcium binding coiled-coil 1
Source: RefSeq, a predicted model, not a curated record
CAGCAGUUUCAUGGGGCGUUGCCAUGGCAACGACUAGAGCGUCAACAUGUCCGCAGGGUCGUUACGUCGUGAUAAGAAAGAGCAACCAAAAGUAAAGGAUAAUACGCCUCAGACAAAGGACAAUGUCUUCCUCCAGUGGGACGCACUGCCACACCAACAAAUCCAGGAGCUGCUGAAGAAGACUGCGGAUGAAGUUGAGUCGGAAAUAAAGGAGAUUCUGGGCUUCAGGAACCAUCAGACUUCUAUGAAGGAAGCUGCUCUGCUGGAUUACUAUGUCUGUGGUUUCUGGUGGGCAAAAGAGGCCAGUUUCACUCCCAUGCAGACCUCCUUCACCAUGGCUGUACUGCGCAUGCUGCUGGAUAACAUACGAG